AUAUCCAAUGUCGGCUAAAUGUGGGCCCCUACUGCAGGGAUACAGGAAAAAGAAAGUAAAGUCAAGUCGAAGGAUACAUGGUCAAGACGAGGGAGAUAUGGUCAAGUUAAGGGAAACAUGGUCAAGUCGAGGGAAACAUGGUCAAGUCGAGGGAGACAUGGUCAAGUCGUGGUCAAGUCGAAGGAAACAUGGUCAAGUCGAGGGAUACAUGGUCAAGUUAAGGGAGACAUUGUCAAGUCGAGGGAAACAUGGUCAGGUCGAGGGAAACAUGGUCAAGUUGAGGGAAACGUGGUCAAGUCGAGGUAGACGGGGUCAAGUUUACUACGUCUACCUCGUUUUCCCCUGGGCAAGUCGAGGGAAAGCAAUAAAGCUAACAGCAGUACUAAAGUAUCUUACUCUCUAG
This is a messenger RNA of Mizuhopecten yessoensis (Yesso scallop), 403 nucleotides long. RefSeq lists its product as uncharacterized. The transcript is spliced from 2 exons. NCBI's taxonomy places the organism in Eukaryota, Metazoa, Mollusca, Bivalvia, Pectinida, Pectinidae. The coding region runs from base 8 to 403 and encodes 131 amino acids. The record is from RefSeq and is a predicted model, not a curated record.